AUGAUAAAUAAUAUAAUUGAAAUAUGUAUUAAAAACGUUGACGGUACAAAUGAGAAUUUCAUAACAUUCAAAAGAGUAGGAACACGACUGAGAGUUCAAGGAACACUUUAUACUGGUAACAAUUCAGAUCUAUAUCUUUGGUCAUCAGAUUUAGCAAAUUCAUCAACAAUAGAAUAUAUAACACUGAAAAUGAAACUUUGUACUUUUAUUAUUGAAAGUUUAAAUGAAAGUUAUUCUUCUAUAAUGAAAAAUGCAAAAUGUUCUAAUGUAAUCUUCAUCCCAAUCAAUGUGAAUAAUUUACAAAUAAGACAAAUUAAUAAUACAAAUCUCAUUCAAGGUGUUCAAGGAAUUGCUGAUAUUGAAUUAUUACUUAUUAAUACUACAAAUAUAAAUGAAAGUCUAUUUAUUACUGCUUUAAUAUAUCAUGGAAUGAAUAUGAGUAGGACUUUUAAUAUCUAUUUAUUGAAUGUAGAAGUUAAUCUCAUCUCUAAUGAAACUACAAUAUCUACCGAAAUGUCAACAAGUAAAUCCACCGAAAAUAAACUAGAUAUUUCAUCAGUAACAACACCAACUCCAAGAUUUAUGUCCGUCGUUACCAGUCCAGAAUAUAAUUUCAUUAGUGAUGGUAUAUCCUUUGAAGCUUUUGAAAAUACUCUACCUCCAUUAUUUGAUGAACUUACGAUAGGACAAAUUGAGGCAUUAAUCUACAAAGUAGAACCAAGGGAUUUAAUGGAAUGGUCAGAUAAUUUAAGUAUACCUACAAGUGCACUUUAUUUAAAUUUAUCAUCACAAAUUCAAUAUGUGGUUACUAAAAGUGUACAAUUAGCGAAUGUUCAAAUUUCAUUCUCGUUCAAAAUUCUGAACGUCACGUUCGAAAAAGUCAUAGUUCAAAUUGAAACUGUCUACAGAGUUAAUAAUACUGAAAAAUACGAAUAUCGAUUAAUCAACAGUAUCUUCAUGAAAAUGACGGUGGAAAUGAGAUCAUUGGAAGCUUCACUAUUAACCGAUAUGGAAUUAAAGCAGAUUUUCAUUGAAGGAUUGGGAAAGUUGAAUGUUACGAGUGGACCAAAUUUGGUUGACAUUGAGUUCACUCGUUCACCGACAAGCAUGUCAGCUUCGACUAGCAGCCUUCAACAGACAGACAGAAGUAGUGUCUCAACCGAAUUCGCACAACCGAUUAGGACGACGGAGACGGUGAAGUCGACAUCAACAGUGAAGACGACGAGCCCAUCACCAACUACUACAUCAGAUGAUUUCG
Messenger RNA from Schistosoma curassoni, 1258 nucleotides. The record is from the annotation of a GenBank genome assembly. NCBI's taxonomy places the organism in Eukaryota, Metazoa, Platyhelminthes, Trematoda, Strigeidida, Schistosomatidae.